GGCCGCCGCUAGCCAGGGGAGUGCGGGCUCCGUCGGUCAGUCGCUCCGCCCCGGUUAGCCGGGGACAUGUCGAGGCGGGCGGAGGCCUGGCGGGCCGCGGCGAGAAGUCGGACGGUGGCCGAGGCGGAGACGCCCCGCUCGAGCUUUCCCCGCCCGCUGUGCCGCCUACAGGCGCCCAGGGAGUGAGGGAGCCGCCGCCGCGGGGAGACCGGCCGGGACUGAGCCAGGGAGACGCGAGCAGUACCAGCUCUGCAGCAGCUGUGGCAGUGGGAGUCGCUCUGGAGCCGAAGGUGGGACAAUGAAGCUGUUAGAGAACUCAAGUUUUGAAGCAAUAAACUCUCAGCUGACAGUGGAGACAGGAGAUGCUCACAUCCUUGGCAGGAUCGAGAGUUACUCAUGUAAGAUGGCGGGCGAUGACAAGCACAUGUUUAAGCAGUUCUGCCAGGAGGGCCAGCCACACGUUCUUGAAGCCCUGUCACCCCCUCAGACCACGGGGAUCAGCCCCAGCAGGCUCAGUAAAAGUCAGAGUGGAGACGAGGAGGGGCCCCUGAGUGACAAGUGCAGCCGCAAGACCCUCUUCUACCUGAUCGCUACCCUCAACGAGUCCUUCCGGCCUGACUACGACUUCAGUGCUGCCAAGAGCCACGAGUUCAGCAGGGAGCCGAGCCUCAACUGGGUGGUGAAUGCUGUGAAUUGUAGCUUGUUCUCAGCGGUCCGGGAGGACUUCAAAGCCCUGAAGCCUCACUUGUGGGAUGCUGUGGAUGAGGAGAUCUGUCUCUCGGAGUGUGACAUCUACAGCUACAACCCUGACCUGGACUCAGACCCCUUCGGCGAGGAGGGCAGCCUCUGGUCCUUCAACUACUUCUUCUACAAUAAGAGGCUGAAGAGGAUUGUCUUCUUCACCUGCCGCUCCAUCAGUGGGUCCACGUACCCUCGCUCGGAGUCAGGAAACGAGCUGGACAUGGAUCUCGGUGAAGACGACCAGGAGGGGAGCAUGGAUGCCUAUGACAAGGAAAGCAGCAAUAUCGAGGAGGACAGGGUGCAGGUUAUCUGCAUGUGAGUGUCCAGAUGAGCUCCAAGAAGUACUCAGCCCUGCUGAGCCAGCCUUCCAGUCUCCAGUCCAUCAGCAUCGAGGAUGGGCCAGCCCUGGCUGUUAUGUGAACUACCCCAUACACAGAGCCUGCAGCACUGCUCUGCUCUUCAGCGCCGGGGGCUCCAGAGUGCCCCAGCACCUGCCCCACUGCACUGCGUGUGGAAAGCAGCUGGUGCCUCUGGGCUGCAGAUGUCCUCUAGCCGCAGGUGCUGCCCAAGAGCCCGUUGCCUCCAGACACGUGCUGCGUGAUUGGUCAGCAGAGGCCGCGCUCUCACUGCCGGCCUGGGCUCCAGCUUGCCAGACGCUUGUGCAGGGCCUUUGAGAUGCUUCAAUGCACUUUAGGAAUUGAUCUGCUGGCUGCACUGAUGUCCUGUCCUGCUGGCUCUGAAGCAGGGCAGGCUGAUCCCGGGCACUUUCCUUUACCGAUGGCCACCCAGCAAACUCCGUCCGGCCAUAGCAGCAGCAGGGUGCAGGGCAGGGUAUCCGUCGCCUCCUGGAUCUCCUCGUUCAGAACUAUUGGUGACCCACCCUCCCCCUACGUCACUGGCCUGCUCCCUGUUUUGGGCUGGUUGCUUGGCUCCUGCUCACCUCACGGACUCAGUUUGCUCUUUUCCAAGGCUGUAGCAGGCGCCUUGCCGCCCCAUGCUGAGCGCUGCUCCCCUGUGCAAACGAACUGGCUGGGAGAUGGAGCUGAGCCAGUGGGGCUGGUUGGUUGGUUUGUUUGUUUGUUUGUUUUUAAACCACAGAUGACUUUUGCCAUCAGCCUGGCAAGAGUGUGCAUGGGGUGGGCGGUGGUGGCUGCCGGGAGCCUGCUCCACUCUCCAGGAGGAUUGCAGAGCCUGUUUCCGUGGCUCGUCUUGGGAGCUCAGCCCUGUUGACUCCGACUCAUGCUAUGGUUUAACUGCAUCCUCCCCUCUGUCUCCCUUGACCGGUUCCCUAGCACUGGCCCUCCUAGUGCAGCUGCUGGGCCUGGUGCCUGGCUUCCCUCUGCCCCCAGGGAUGAGUACAUGCUGUCCCAGGGCCAAAGCAGGAUGGGGGUGCAGAGCAGCCAGCUCUUCAUGGGCACUGGAGGACCUGGCACUAGCAUGGGGUCUGCAGAGGGCGGCAGCAGCACCAGGCCCAGCUCUCUGCAGCUCCUCCUCUGGCCUCGCCCCGCCCCUGCCCCCCCGCGAGGUUGCACCAGGAUAGCUGCAAACCCCUAGUGGAGAUGGGCCCAGACCCUCUGCCAGCACAACUUCUCUGUUGCAGGGGCACGGUGAAGAGGGGCGAGCCAUAGCUUUCCCUACAGCUAGAGAGCCCUGCAGGGAACCCUGCCUGCCCAGCCAAGGGGCUGCCAGCUGCCCCCAGAGCCUCCCCUUCGCUGUGGGGCUUUGUCCCUUCACCCAUCCUCGUGGGCAUUGCUCGACAGCCAGCUCAGCACAUCUGCCCAGCUCAGCGCUUUAAGGGCCAGCAGUUCCCCCUGCAUCACUGCUGGUAAGAACUGUCUUGGCAGGAUCCAUCUGCCUUCCUGAGCUGGCAGGGUGUGCCUGGGGCCUUGCUGGCCAGUGGAGGAUGUGGGGAGGGGAGCCUUGCGUCAGUAUCCUGUUUUGCCCACCUGUAGCCUAAGGAGGCCACUCUCCCUAGCGCUGGGAGCCAUAGCUGUAACCAUGUGCAUUGACCAUCCCUGCUAGAGGGCCGCAGCCUCGGCUCGGCUCGGCUCUGGCUUGAGCUCGCAGCAUUUGGGGGCUAGUGGAAGAGUCGUGCUUGCCUCCGAGCCGUGCCAUGGCUGGCCAUCAGGGUGAAGAGCAGUUUGGACUCCUGCCAGAUGCUCAGCAUGGCCUGCAUGGGGGUGUCUACAGUGGUGCGCGGGCAGAGGGCUGGUGAGCACAGCAAGCUCCACGGUGUUACUCAGUCUGGGCAAAUGUGACCUGUAUCCAUGGCUGAGAGGGGGCCCUGGCCAAGAACCAUGGGACCAGAUCCCAGCCUGGCUUCUGAGAACCUGGCAUUCCCGCUCCUGCCUUUGCCCCUAUGUUCACUGGCCCAAGUGGUGCAUAGCUGGCCUCUUGGCAGGGAGCCCCUGCUCCAAGGAGAGGGCGCAGCUGCUGUCCCCCUGCACAGCUUCAAGAGCUUGUGGCUCGUCUCCUGCACGCGUGGGCAGGGAGCUGGGGCCAGUUUCCUGUUAAGUCCCUGACUGCAUAGCAAUGUAUCGUUACACCAAUAAAGUUUAUCUGUGACUGACA
Molecule: messenger RNA, 3312 nt
Organism: Gopherus evgoodei (Goodes thornscrub tortoise)
Lineage: Eukaryota; Metazoa; Chordata; Testudines; Testudinidae
Gene: MAF1
Product: MAF1 homolog, negative regulator of RNA polymerase III
Exons: 8
Coding region: 299-1060 (253 amino acids)
Biological process (GO): negative regulation of transcription by RNA polymerase III
Cellular component (GO): nucleus
Molecular function (GO): RNA polymerase III core binding
Source: RefSeq, a predicted model, not a curated record